AUGGACGAGUAUACGGCCGACCUCUUCAUAUCUCGCGACGAUGCCUCGGAUCAUCAGCCCCAUGCGCAGCCACCUCCGACUGUAGUGGUUGACGAGUGGCCUCACGAUUCCGACGUCAGCGAGGGCACCCCGUCCAAGAAGUCUCCCUCCGGCCUGCGCUCGCGCAUCGCGAAUAACCUCAGCAAGAAGACGAGCAUUCAAGAUCGUCUAGUCGAGAGGCUCCUCCAACAGGUCAUCCCCGAGAGCUCUGAUGGCCUCACAAGCGGCGGCGACGAUCCCCUCGCCCCGGGCUUCUCCCCGGACAAGACGAGCACCUUUUCCGAGCGGCCCAACUUCAACAUCACCACAAUGUCCAACAAUUUCCGUCGCUUCAACGCCCGCAUCGGCGUCGUCUUCAAGUUCCAGGCCCGCGUCGUCCGCCUCCUCAGCUGGCGCCGCCCAACACACACCCUAUCCCUCCUCGCCGUCUACACAUUUGUCUGUCUGGACCCGUACCUCUUAACCGUCGUGCCCCUCGCCGGCUUCCUCCUCGCCGUCUUCAUCCCUUCCUUCCUCGCCCGCCACCCGGCUCCGCCCUCCGGCACCCUAUCCUCGGAGCAAUCAGUCGGCUACUCCCCAAAAGGUCCGCCCCUCGCCCCCGCCCGGACUGUGAAGCCCGUCAAGGAGCUUAGCAAGGACUUCUUCCGCAACAUGCGCGACCUUCAAAACUCAAUGGACGACUUCUGCGUCGCCCACGACGGCGUUGUCGCCACCGUCCUCCCCAUCACAAACUUCUCCAACGAGGCCCUCUCUUCGGCCCUCUUCCUCGCCCUCACCCUCACCACGGUCCUCAUGACCACCUUCGCCUCCCUCCUCCCCUGGCGCCUCAUCGCCCUCCUCGCAGGCUGGGCCGCCAUCCUCUCGGGCCACCCGGCCAUCGCCCCUCUGCUGACGCACACCCACGACACCCACGUCGCGCCCCACGAGGCCCAAGCCCGCUCCAGCGUGGACGCCUGGAUCGCGGGCGACAUCAUUCUCGACUCGGCGCCCGAGACGCGCGAGGUCGAGAUUUUCGAGCUCCAGCGCGCGUCCCACGAUGAGUGGGAGCCCUGGCUCUUCUCACCCUCCCCCUACGACCCGCUCUCCCAGCCCCGCAUCGCCGGCGAUCGGCCCCGUGGCACGCGCUUCUUCGAGGACGUGUUACCGCCUGACGGGUGGGUUUGGUCCGAGAAGAAGUGGGCGCUGGACCUGUGGAGCAGGGAGUGGGUGGAGGAGCGCAUCAUUACGGGCGUCGAGGUCGAGACGGAGGGGGAGAGGUGGGUUUAUGACAUGUUUGAUGAGAAUAGUGCUGCUGGCGGCGGCUUCGGGGGCCCGGUGGACUCGUCGCCGACAACGAUGGGGAAGGGGAAGGCGAGAGUUCCUAGCGCGCCGCUCUCGGGAUGGGAGGAAGGGGAGGACGGGACGGGGAAGAGGGGGGAGUGGAGGCGGCGGAGGUGGGUUAGGCUUGUCAAGAGGCGGGCUACGAUGAGUACUGCUUGA
Messenger RNA from Colletotrichum costaricense, 1518 nucleotides. RefSeq names its product integral peroxisomal membrane peroxin. The record is from RefSeq and is a predicted model, not a curated record. Gene Ontology annotation, cellular component: peroxisomal membrane. The coding region runs from base 1 to 1518 and encodes 505 amino acids. Gene Ontology annotation, biological process: peroxisome organization. The transcript is spliced from 2 exons. Lineage: Eukaryota; Fungi; Ascomycota; Sordariomycetes; Glomerellales; Glomerellaceae.